AUGGACACGCAAGGGAGAAAUACUGACAGAACUGAUGGAGGUAACCAGCCCAAAGGUGGAGGCAGCUCUGAUGAUGGUGGGCCAGACAACCAGGCCAAAGGUGGAGGCAGCUCUAAUGAUGGUGGGCCAGACAACCAGCCCAAAGGUGGAGUCAGCUCUGAUGAUGGUGGACCAGACAACCAGCCCAAAGGUGGAGGCAGCUCUGAUGAUGGUGGACCAGACAACCAGUCCAAAGGUGGAGUCAGCUCUAAUGAUGAUGGUGGACCAGACAACCAGCCCAAAGGUGGAGUCAGCUCUAAUGAUGGUGGACCAGACAACCAGUCCAAAGGUGGAGGCAGCUCUAAUGAUGAUGGUGGACCAGACAACCAGUCCAAAGGUGGAGUCAGCUCUGAUGAUGGUGGACCAGACAACCAGCCCAAAGGUGGAGUCAGCUCUGAUGAUGGUGGACCAGACAACCAGUCCAAAGGUGGAGGCAGCUCUGAUGAUGGUGGACCAGACAACCAGCCCAAAGGUGGAGUCAGCUCUGUUGAUGGUGGACCAGACAAGCAGUCCAAAGGUGGAGGCAGCUCUGUUGAUGGUGGACCAGACAACCAGUCCAAAGGUGGAGGCAGCUCUGUUGAUGGUGGACCAGACAACCAGUCCAAAGGUGGAGGCAGCUCUGAUGAUGGUGGACCAGACAACCAGUCCAAAGGUGGAGGCAGCUCUGAUGAUGGUGGACCAGACAACCAGUCCAAAGGUGGAGUCAGCUCUGAUGAUGGUGGGCCAGACAACCAGUCCAAAGGUGGAGUCAGCUCUGAUGAUGGUGGACCAGACAACCAGUCCAAAGGUGGAGGCAGCUCUGAUGAUGGUGGACCAGACAACCAGUCCAAAGGUGGAGGCAGCUCUGUUGAUGGUGGACCAGACAACCAGUCCAAAGGUGGAGGCAGCUCUGUUGAUGGUGGUGGUGGGCCACACCUACAGGAAGAAAAGGAACUCAAGGAGAGUCUGCAGAAACUGAAAAAAAUUAUAUCACCACAAUGUUUCACAUGUGCUGAACGUUUGAAAGAGUGCUCCAUCAACAAAACUCCAACUGACCUGAAGGAUCUUUUAUAUUUCUUUAAUCUUUUAGAGAAAGAAUUACACCAGAAAGCGUCACAGCCAUCAAUGUGGCCUUUCACAUUCAGUUGGUUUUGUCCAGCAGUAUCUACAGUGAAGGUGUUCUCUGUCGUCACUGGUGAGACCUUUGGUGCUGAUGAGGCCAUACUGACACAACUGAAGAAAAGUGAAGCAGUGGAGACCAAUGACCUGCAGGAUAGUGACGUCAUCAUCGUCUUCUGUUCAGUCAAGUCUCGUGUUGAAUCAGAUGUGGAUGCAGCCAUGAGAAAGGAGGCAGUGUCAUCUGGAAACAAACCAGUUAUUUUAGUGGUGAUGCAUCACACCAGAGAUCACAACUUUUCACCUGGUUUGACACAAUGGUCAGAAAUGUAUCCGAACAUCAAGAUGGUCACUCACAUUCUCUUCCAUGAGACUCAGCCGGGAUUACUGAACUGUCCAAGAAAUCACCGGGCCAUCCAACAAAUACAAAAACAGUUAAGAUCUUUGACCUAACAGUUAGUCAGGUUGGUUAGUUUGAUGCCUGAAUAUGAAAGAAUGAAAUAAAGAAAGCAGAAUUAUCACUUGAUUCACAGUCCAGAGUCAUAGUUUGUUUCAUGUCCUCCUAAAUGACUCAGAUAUUUCAUCAAUAGUCUUGUUGAUCAGAACAAAAUACCUUAUGAAUCAUCUGCAGGUUAAUUUGUCUGUAUUCUGGUGUAUUACUGUCACACAGCAGAUAUAAAAGAAACACUUUUAAUUAAACUUCCAUAUUAAUGUUCUGUUGGUUUGUCUCUAACCCUCGUAUCAAAUCUUUGCUUCGCAAAUCAAAGUUGAACUGAUUUAAUUUUGAUUUAAUAAAAAGAUUUUCUGUCUA
This is a messenger RNA of Epinephelus fuscoguttatus (brown-marbled grouper), 1945 nucleotides long. RefSeq lists its product as uncharacterized. The transcript is spliced from 7 exons. Lineage: Eukaryota; Metazoa; Chordata; Actinopteri; Perciformes; Serranidae. The coding region runs from base 1 to 1587 and encodes 528 amino acids. The record is from RefSeq and is a predicted model, not a curated record.